This is a messenger RNA of Adineta ricciae, 2278 nucleotides long. Lineage: Eukaryota; Metazoa; Rotifera; Eurotatoria; Adinetida; Adinetidae. The record is from the annotation of a GenBank genome assembly.
GAAAAUUUCUUUUAUUGUGUUUUAGACAACACCAUUUCGUGUUAACGUCAGUAAUGAAAUCGUCGAAGAACUCGAUCGUGUUAUUCAAUCCUUCGACAUUCAUCCAAUUAACGUCAUUGAUGAACAAUCCGACAAAUCUUUACUAAAUCGACAAGUUCUAGAACGUUUUCCUGCAAGUGAACGUCGUACAAUAUCAUCGAUAAUUCAAUGGGUACCACCAAUACCGAAUUGGAAUCCAUGGAUCGCAUCAAAUAUCGAUGAAGGUCCAUUAUCAACAGCAACAAUGGAAUCAAUUAGUCAAGAUUUACAAAGAGCAGAACAAUACAAAACUGAAAAUGAUUUCAAAUUUCGUUCACAAGAACGACAGAAUUUACCCGUUUUUACCUAUCGACAACAAAUACUUGACCAAAUCAAACAACAUAAUGUUAUUCUCAUUCGCGGUGCCACGGGUUGUGGAAAAACAACACAAAUUCCUCAAUAUAUACUCGAUGAUGCGAUUGAACAUGGUCAAGGUGCUUUUUGUAAUAUCGUUGUGACACAACCUCGACGUAUAAGUGCAAUUUCGAUUGCUGAACGUGUGGCUUGGGAACGAUGUGAAGAAUUGGGAAGUUCGUGUGGUUAUAGUGUUCGAUUUGAAUCAAUACUUCCACGUCCGUAUGGUUCAAUACUAUUUUGUACAGUUGGAGUUCUUCUACGGAAAUUAGAAUGUGGCCUUCGAGGAAUUUCUCAUAUUAUUGUUGAUGAAAUUCAUGAACGAGAUAUCAAUACGGAUUUUCUGUUGGUUUUAUUACGUGAUAUGCUAAAUGUUCAUCCUGAAAUGAAAGUAAUUCUGAUGUCUGCGACGAUCGAUGUGACUUUAUUUCGUGAAUAUUUUUUUAAUUGUUCAAUUAUUGAAAUCGAAGGACGUGUUUUCGAUGUUCGAGAAUAUUUUCUUGAAGAUAUUAUUCAAUUAUUAAAUUUUCAACCAAAUAAUUCAAUGACAAAUUAUCGAAAACAAAACAAUCGAAAUCGACAAAUNUCAGAUUUGACUUUGGAAUAUUUUAGUGUGGGUGAUGCAGCAUGUACAAUCGCAUCAGCGACGAGUUUUCCUGAACCAUUUUUACAUGAUGGAAAACAUCUUCGGCAUAUGCAUCGAAAUCUCGCGGGAAAUCGUUUCUCUGAUCAUGUGGCUUUACUCAAUGCAUUUCAACAAUUCGAAAGAGAAAAAAAUCGAAAUGGUGAACGAGGUGAAAUGGAAUUUUGUGAGAGAAAAUGUUUGAAUUUAUCAACAAUGCGAAUGACAUAUGAAGCACGAAACCAACUUCGCGAUAUAAUGAUGAUGUCAGGUUUUCCCGAAGAAUGUCUCACAUCACAAUGGUUCGAUGUCGAACAAUCACAUUCCAAAUUAGAUAUCGUCAUAUCACUUCUUUGUUAUGCACUUUAUCCAAAUGUUUGUUUUCAUGUAUCAAAACGAAAAUUAUUAACGACAGAAGGAAAAGAAGCAUUGAUACAUAAAAAUUCGGUGAAUUGUGGACGUGAAAUUCCCGUGUUUCCUUCACCAUUCUUUGUUUUUACAGAAAAAAUCAAAACUCGUGCUGUAUCGGCUAAACAAAUGUCAAUGUCAACUCCUAUUCAAUUAUUAUUAUUCGCGUCGGAUCAAAUUGAUGUUGUCGAACCCAAUUUAAUCUGUCUCGAUAAUUGGAUUUUGUUGAAUAUGGAUGUAAAUUUGGCUUCGAAAAUUGUGUCAAUUCGACCAGCAAUUGAAGCAUUGAUUGUGCAAUGUACUCAAGAUCCAAAUCAAAUUGUUAAUCGUCCACCUGCGAACGAUCAAUUGUGUAAUUUAAUUCGACUUUUAUCCGAUCAGCAACUUGAACAUGUUUUGUGUGAAAAAAUCAACGACAACAAUCAACAAAGUACAAAUUCAAGUGAAUCGAAUAUUCAUUUUCAAUCAAAUGAAUUAUUUCCAUCAAAUCGAGGAUAUCAUCAUGGAAAUAAUCGUCGAUCAUUUAACAGACCUUUUUAUCGAGGAAAUUAUUCUCAACAACAAUCAUAUCGACCACAAAAUGAUUUUCCUGGAAGUGGUUUUACUUUUCCAAGUGAACCAUGUGAAAGAUUUCCUUCGCCAUCGUUCAACAAUAAACGAACCUUUGACAAUACAUUUUCAUCUUCAGAUGAGUCGCGAGUGAUAUCUUCUUAUCCACCUGAUUGGACAAAUCCUCGUGGUGCUUAUUCAAAUAGUUUUCGAGGUGGAAAUAGAUUUCCUCGCUUUCCGAAACGAAGUCGAUCUCAUUUUAACUAA